Messenger RNA from Pistacia vera, 2115 nucleotides. RefSeq lists its product as uncharacterized. The record is from RefSeq and is a predicted model, not a curated record. The coding region runs from base 77 to 2059 and encodes 660 amino acids. The transcript is spliced from 10 exons. Lineage: Eukaryota; Viridiplantae; Streptophyta; Magnoliopsida; Sapindales; Anacardiaceae. Gene Ontology annotation, biological process: UDP-N-acetylglucosamine biosynthetic process; rRNA processing. Gene Ontology annotation, cellular component: ribosome. Gene Ontology annotation, molecular function: UDP-N-acetylglucosamine diphosphorylase activity; ribosome binding.
CAACCAAGUUCAAACCGGACUAAUCUCAAGCGAUAACCAACUGAAGUGUAGUACGCUGAACUGAAGAAGCAAGACGAUGCAGAGAACUUCACUCGUUUGCUCUUCAAAUCCAAUUUUUAUAUUACCGACUUUUCAUCCGUUUCCUCCUCCUCAGCUUCGAAAUCGAUUCUCUCUCUCCUUUCCAGCUUCGUUGCGUCUCCGAAAUUACCGACAUACCGUCUCUCCUCUGCAUUCCUCUGCUACUCAAGAGAUUGUUGAGACUAGUAAGAGUGAAUCAGAAUUUGUUGAGGUUGGGUACUUGUCCGGUGUUCAUGGGCUUCAAGGGGAGAUCUGUGUAAAACCCAACACUGGCUUUCCUGAAUUGCGAUUUUCCCAGCCUGGGAGAAGGUGGUUGAGGCAACAAGUUUUGGGAAGAGAGACAAUUCAAGAAGUGGAGCUAAUUGAGGGAAGAGAACACCAUGGACGGAAGAGUUGGAUACUUCUAUUUGAAGGGAUUGACACAGUGGAGCAGGCUAAGCCACUUGUUGGUUCAACUUUACUUGCAAGGGAAGGAGACAGGCCAGAGUUGGAGGAGGAUGAAUUUUAUACUCACGAUCUUGUUGGCAUGAAAGUUAUUAUGAAGGAAACUGGAGAACUUGUGGGAACAGUUGUUAAUGUUUUCAACAGCGGAGCCAAUGAUCUUUUAAAUGUCAUGCUUCAUUCCUCUGUAAAUCUGCUUAAUGGUAGUGGAAAGGCAAGAUCACCAGAAACUGAACAAUCUGGUCACCUUGUGUGGAUUCCAUUUGUUGAAGAAAUUGUUCCAAAUGUUGACAUGAAUAGAAGAGAAAUGCAGAUUACACCUCCGAAGGGUCUUCUCGAGUUAAACUUACGCUUUAAUGAGAAGUCCAAGAAAGAAAGGCGCCAGCUUGAAUGGAAAGAAAGGAAAAAGUUUCAGAAACGCUUAAUAGCUGCAAAAAAGAAACUCUGUGAGAUGGAGCAGCAGCAUGUUUUCCAUGGCUUUAGAUUUGGGGAGAAGUCCCAUACAAGCUUGCUUGCUGAUCAGAUUGUUGGUGUCAAUUCGAAAUUGCUGCAACAGGCUUUGCAAAAUAUUGAGAAACCUUCAAAAAGAUGGAAUGUAACUGAGGUAAUCAAUGCGACAAGAACAAAUGCAAUUAGAAGUACUCUGAAGAUAUCAGAGGGUUGCAUUAGUCCUGGUGCAAGUAAAGAGAAAGUGGGUGCCCAUUUCAAUUUGCUGGAGAAGGGACACAAUCUUGUUUCUGAAGGCAAAAUUGCUAUGGUUUUAGUUGUAAAUGACAGUGAGAGGCAGGGAAGGGGAAGUGAUCCUGAUUCUGUUGACUCUGGAAGCACGGAGAAUAAGACUUUAGCCCUUAUUCAGACAUUACUUUUUGAUGAUCGGAGACUUGUAAAGAUGGAAGAUCGUGCAUCUGUGCCACUGGUUUUGAUUUGUCCAUCGCAUGAAAUCAAAAUGCUGGAAAAGAUUUUCUUGGAUAAUGAUUACUUUUCUUUUGACUCCAAAAAGGUCUGGUUUUUGGAAGAAGAGAACCUGCCGGUUGUUAGCAGUUCUAAUGAAGAACAAAACAAGCAUAAGAUUUUGAUGAAAUCACCCUGGGAAAUACUUCAAUUGCCGGUUGGCUCUGGAGGACUCAUUAGUUUGCUUUCAUCAAACGACAUUGCGGAGAAUCUUAAUGAACUUGGUGUGGAGUAUGUUGAGAUAUGCAGCACCAGCGGAAGAUAUAUUGGUGGAAAUUCAAUGUUUCUUGGGUUUGUUAAUUCAUGCAAAGCAGAUAUUGGCAUCCGAAUAUCCGAAGAUUCAAAGCAUAUCGAGGAGAGUUUUAACUUGAUAUUCUCAACGAACUUUCUGAAGAAAUUAGUUAAACAGACCAAUAAACUUCAGUUCUAUGCGAUACUGAAACCAAAUUCUCAUGUUGAGAAGGUUGAUAAAGAGUGGAUCGAUGUUAUUCCCUCCACUCCGAACUCAUACGAGCUUCAGAGUUCAAUUUACGGUUGCUUAAAUUCCUCUUCUCUUGAUAAAGUUUGUGUGAUGGAGAUCACGGAAUAAAUGUAACAAAGACAAAGAUCCAAUAUUAGUGUCUACGAGUUUAUUUUGUUACCUUU